Molecule: messenger RNA, 2268 nt
Organism: Orbicella faveolata
Lineage: Eukaryota; Metazoa; Cnidaria; Anthozoa; Scleractinia; Merulinidae
Molecular function (GO): calcium ion binding
Source: RefSeq, a predicted model, not a curated record
AUGUUGCGUAGAAUAAAAUGCGUGUUAAAUCAGUUGGGCUGUCUACGAAAGCAAAAUGCUCGUCAAAAUAAAUGCAAGGACGUAUGAGCAUGACUUAGUCCAGUUGUAGCGGAGGCGCUACUGACGGAGACUCCAUUCCUUUGUAUAAAAACCUUUGCCCUAGCCUUAUUCAUAUUUAAUUGGUGAUUAUUAUUUUCUUUGGAUUUUUUUUUGCGUUCAGAUAUUCCUUUAAUACUUUCGUAGCUACUUCGACAAUUUGUGGAUUUUUUUCAAACUUAACACAAAAAAUGCUUACUGUACCACCGUGCUCUAUAGGACCAAAAUAAUCACUGUAGCAAUGUCACCACGCCUUAUAUGAUAUAAUGAGAAUGUCUACAGCUAAAAGAUUGGAGGUUGAGACUUGAAUACGUACUUACUGACACAAUUAAGGUAUGAAGGAAUUAUCACCCUCGAAACUCCUUGGUCUAAUUAGAUGCUUCUUCACAUUCAACAGUUUGAACAGUAGUCAGCUAGUUACGCUCAAAGUUGAUUCUAAACUUAUUCCCGUUUACUGUCACUUGAAAAUUGUUGGAUGUGGAGAUGGAGGAUGGACCCCAGUCAUGAAGAUCAACGGCAGCCUGAACACCUUUCAUUAUGAUUCUAAAUACUGGAGGAAUACGAAUGAAUACAAUCUUCCUGGAGGGGAGACUGGAUUUGACUCAGAGGAGACCAAGUUACCGACCUACUGGAACACAUCCUUCUCCAAGAUCUGUGUUGGUAUGAAGAUCGACCAACAGACUAAUUUCAUUGUCAUCAACAAGCAGGCCAACUCUCUGUACUCAUUGAUCGCUGACGACCAAUACCGCAAAACCUCAAUGAAUCGUUACACGUGGAAGACGUUGAUUGGCUCACAAGCCUCCUUGCAGGGCACAUGUAACAAGCAAGGUUUCAAUGCUGUGGGUACUGAUAGUUCAUAUUCUAAAGCAAGAAUCGGCAUUCUUGGAGACGGGAAAAACGACUGCGGAUCUUGCGACUCCAGAAUUGGCUUUGGUACAGGAGGGAAACAUGAUGACUCCAACACUUGCGGAAAUGAAGCAACACACUCACCAGAUAAUGGAGACAAACACAUUAAAGCCAUGGGUUACAUCUUGGUGCGCUAAGAAAGGAAAGCAAGAAACCCUCGAUCACACAGCCCUGAAUUUACGUCGAAUGAAUUAAUUUAGUUUAGAGCAUAAAUACGCUUUCACCCUCGUUACAAUUGUUGAAGGAUAUUUAAAACCCAAUGAUAUCGAAUUGGUUUUAGCUUUUUUAGCUAUUCUCUCGUCUUGUCCCAUUUAAAGUGAUAAGGCUACGAUAACAAAACUUGAAGAAACUAUUGCACCUGCUAAGGUCUGCAAUAGCUUCUGAUGUUCAUUAUCUUGCUAUAAAUUGUCUUCGAUAUGUUAGACACACAGUUGGAAGACUUAAAAUGAAAUAAGCCUCACCAGCCGUCAUCACUUUCACGGGCAAAUUGAUCCAGGAAAAAUAUAAUCCUCUAAACCACUUCUGUCUUUUCAGUUUCAAUGGUAGCUUACUCUUCAAUCCAAUGUUGACUUGCUUACGUAUGCGAUUUUUUCCUUUGAAAGAAGGCCUACUGUAUUGCCAGUUUUCAUGUGACGUCUCAUUUUCCAAAAUUGGAAAUUACUAAUUCCACUGAAAGUUUAGUUUUAUCAAAUGUAAGAAUCGUUAAUGACUUGACGUGUUACGACAUUUAAGCUCGACAGCGUUCUUCAUUUUGUAACAGAGCACGUAUGAAUUUCCAACUUUAUGGGUUACAUGACAUCAAAUAUGGGGGCCCGGGAAGGCUUUUGCGUAGGUCAAAAGAUGAGUCAUCGCGUAAGUUUUUGCUAACUGAACAGUUCUUACUCCAGAAGAAGAAUGAAUUGUAAUGUUUUGGAGUUCUGGAGUAAUAACGUUUCGUUUAAAUAGCAAAACUCAAUGACAGAUGUAACUGUUACUUAACAGGCGCCAUGUUUGUGUCCCUCCGAGGGGCUCCAACACGGCAUUUCCAUACAAAGCUCCACAAAUUUGGGUGAAACACUUCUCCAAAUAACGCUUGAAUGAAAAUCCGCCCAGACCUCAAUCUUGGUAAGAUGUUUAUAUAACAAUAAAUCUAUCAUAUCCCAGAUUCUUGAGUUAAUUUAUUAAAUGGUUACGACUUUUAUUUUUGAUUGCGUGACAGUCCAAACUAUUAAUCUUCCCAUAAGUCGUUUUAAUCCAGCGCCAUAUCGUCUAAGAAUAGUACCCAGC